AUGGCUCGUCUCUGUUACUUAGCCUCUGCGGCUCUGGCCUUACUCGGGCUUGUUGCCGCGGAGGAACCUACCGCCCAAGUGGUUAACGGCACGUACCGCGGCCGGCACCUCUCCGGGUGGGACCAAGAUGCGUUCCUGGGUAUCCCAUUUGCUCAGCCGCCGGUGGGACAGCUGAGAUAUCGUUGGCCCCAAAGUCUAAACUCUUCCUUUGACGACGUGCGCGAUGCGACUGAGCAUGGGUACAGCUGCAUGCAGUAUCGUGGGAACUUCAACAUGUCAGAGGAUUGCUUGACACUCAACGUCGUCCGUCCCGCUGGAAAGCCAGAGAAACCAUUGCCAGUUCUUGUAUGGAUCUACGGAGGUGGCUUGUACACUGGCUCUGUUGCCGACCCCCAGUAUAACCUCUCAGGCAUCGUCAAAGUCAGCCAAGACAUGGGCGAGCCCAUCAUCAGCGUUGCAAUGAACUACCGUCUCAACAUGUACGGCUUCUUACAAACACCUCAGCUUCUAGCAGAAGGAUCAAGCAACGCGGGUCUGCUCGACCAGCGGUUGGCCCUCCGGUGGAUCCAGGAGAACAUUGCCGCCUUUGGUGGAGACCCCGACCGAGUGACAAUAUGGGGCGAGAGUGCCGGAGCGCAAUCCAUCGCUUACCACCUAUUCAGCUACGACGGCCGGGAUGACGGCUUAUACCGCGCCGCAAUCCUAGAGAGCGGUGGGCCGACAGGAGCCCAGGUCCAAAACCUACCGUACUACAACUCUCCCGUCGAGAACCUCACCCGCACAACCGGCUGCUGGACCGCCAAAGAUCAGCUCGCCUGUCUUCGUGGUCUCAGCCAAGACGCCCUCUUCGCUGCUAAGCCCAGCCAAGUCUGGAACCCUCUCAUUGACGGCGACUUCCUCACGGGAUACCCAAGCCAGCUGAUUCGCGAGGGCAAGUUCGUCAAGGUGCCGUUGUUGACCGGCGCCAACAGCGACGAAGGGAUCAACUUCAACCCGAACUCGCCGAAGCCCGACAACGAGGAGAGCCUCUUGAAGGGGUUCAUGUGGUGGCGGUCCUACUCGCUUUCGGCACCGACGAUUCGCAAGUUCUUUGAGCUUUACCCGAACGACCCAUGCACGCAGCCACCCAACUCCAUCACCAACUGCUCCGUCUACCCCGCCAAGGGUCUGCAGUGGCGGCGGGGCGCCUCAAUCGGCGGAGAUCUGGUCAUGAUUUCGGGCCGGAGGAAGAUGUGCGAGUUGUAUGCCGGUCCGGACGUCGGACAGACCGUGUACAGCUACCGGUUCGACCAGCGGUUGUGGAACAGGGGGGAGCUGGACGGCGUGCAGCACUUUGACAAUGUCGCGUUCAGUUUCCAGAACAUUUCCGGGUUGCUGGGCCCGUCUCCCCAGUAUGACAGCCACGUGGAACUGGCUCAAGCUAUCGGGCAGGCGUAUGUUCGGUUCGUUAAUGCCCUUGACCCUAACCCGAAGGCCGGGAACUCGACAAAGAGGGACGGUCUGCUGCCAUACUGGCCCAAGUAUGACGUCAAUGACCCCAAGAAUCUGGUUCUGAAAGCUGGUGAAAGUUUCGUGGAGGAUGAUACGUGGAGAAAGGAGGGCAUUGCAUACAUCAACUCUUAUGAGGUUGCAAGGGAGCUUCUCGCAUAG
Messenger RNA from Colletotrichum truncatum, 1650 nucleotides. Its product is annotated as carboxylesterase family protein. Lineage: Eukaryota; Fungi; Ascomycota; Sordariomycetes; Glomerellales; Glomerellaceae. The record is from RefSeq and is a predicted model, not a curated record.